Messenger RNA from Elaeis guineensis (African oil palm), 2474 nucleotides. RefSeq lists its product as uncharacterized. Lineage: Eukaryota; Viridiplantae; Streptophyta; Magnoliopsida; Arecales; Arecaceae. The record is from RefSeq and is a predicted model, not a curated record.
CGUCUCUUUCCUUCAACGAUUCUCGGACCCAUACCCACUCUACUCUCUUUCUUCUCCACGGCAGUCGCAGUGGAUUUAUGUUAAACGCGGUAUUCCACACACACACACCUCUUUUUUGGUCUUUCUAGUCUCCUUUUCCUCUCUCUCUCUCUCUAUAGAACAAAUGGGUCUUUGUUUCAGCAGGAAGAAGCGCCCUUCUCCUCCUCCCGAUCCCGUAUCAAAAUGCAUCCCGGAUGAGAAGGAGGUUGAGAAGAAGAACGAGAAGCAAGUAGUGGUUGCAUCUCAGCCAGCGGCAAAAGUAGCCGCUGAGACGAAGCCGGUGUUCGUCAUCACCCAGACUCCGAAGAAGAAUGCCAGCGCGGAAGAGAAGGGUAAGAAGAAAGGGGAGACACCCAAAAAGAAGAGCCAACAGAAAGAAGAAGAUACGCGUAAUGGCAGUGGCAGUGAUCGGAGUGGCUUGGUGGUGGAUGUUCCAGCGGCCCCGCCGGUGAGGACAUCCAGCUGCACGAAAGAGGAGGUGGAUGCUAUACUCAUCCAGUGCGGCCGCCUCAGCCGCAGCUCAUCAGGGAAUGCCUCUAAUGAGAACGGGGUUGGGCAUAGGAAGUACUCCGGUUCGAAGCGGAGCUACGAUUUCGAUAAUGAAAAGAAGGGGGAUGAGGAGGAGGGGGAGUGGGAGAAGCCAAUCUCCAGGCCUUCUCCCCACCGAAGGACGCCCGGCAGAGAGCGGUCGGGGAGCAGGGAAAGGAGUAGCGGUGGGGGGAGGAGGGUGAGCCGGUCUCCAGGGAGGAGAUCCGAAGGUCCAAUCUCAUCUGGCUCUGCCGGCGACAGAUCAAGGCAACCUGCCAAGAUGGUGUCCGUCCCGGCGAGGGAGAAGGGUGGUGGUGGUGGUGGGUUCACCGAGGCUGGAGGGAUGGCCAAGAAGACGGUCUCCUCUGCUGUGGCUAACAAGAGAGGUGGGGAACGGAGGAGGAGCGCAUCCCCUCGCUCCCGGUCACCUGCAAAUACCACCACCACAAGGACGGGAAAUGAGAAUGUCCUUCAUCACAAUCCUCCUCAGCCUCAAUCUCUCAGCCGAAGCUCAUCGAGGAAGGCGGAGCAGUCGCCUGGCAAAAGGAACCCGAUGGCCGGGAUAGAUGAGAACUCCCUCGGCCUCGGGGGAAACCACAAUGGCAGCAGCAACUACAACAAGGCAUUGAAAGCCAGAGAAGGGGAGAAAGGGAUGAGGAAGCUCCGUCGAUCACAAACUCCGAAAUCAAGCGAAAACGGUGCCCAAAUGCGCAAAUCCGAGCAGAGAGCUGGAGGAGCGGUGGAGGUCUCAAAUGGGCUUAGAAGCAACAAUGUCAUCAGCACCUCCGUUCGCGAGCAGCUAAUUCGCUGCCAUGCCAAGGAUCGGCAACUGGAGGAGCCUGAGAUGGUGGUGAAGGGAGCUGUGCAGCCGAUGGAUGGUGAGGCUCCUUCGACGGGCGUCGGGGUGGAAAGCCCGAACCCAAGAACCAUAACAAGGAGUAGAUCUUUGAAGAGAUCUUCCAGAGAUUUUGAUCAUGCUCUGGGUCCGAACCCAGACGGUCACCUCAAUCCAACAUCCUACACCUCCUUGCUCCUCCAAGAUAUCCACAACUACCACCAUCAAAGCACUGCCUUUUCUCUCCCAGCUUGCGUCUCCAAGGCCUGCUCCAUCCUUGAGGCAGUGGCUGAUCUCAACUCCUCUUGUUCUGAGAACAAGAGCUCUCAUGCAGAGGGGUCUGACCACAACAAUGGCUCGCUCCAUGGGCGAUUCGGAAGAAGGGGUGUGGUUUCCAAGGCCCCAUUUGUUGAAUCUGAGAUCAUCGUGAAGGAUGAUCUGAUGGAGCCCAGCCUCCACAAAUACGUCUCGGUGAGAGACUUUGGAGGUGAGAUGGACCCGCAAGAAUCAGCAGGGAGCAAUAGCUUCAUAGGACAGCCCUGGUCAUCUCCUUGGGAGCCCAAUUCGAUUGAUUCCACCGACCGCGAUUGGACUUCACAUUCUAACAAUGGUGAGGAAGUGGAACAACUGCAGCAGCAGCAAGAGUCGAUGCCGGAGAUCGCCCUCCACUCCGAAGCUCGGGGGAGGAGACUGAGGGGAGGAUCUUGUAGCAACAGCCUUCCAACUACGAUGUCAUCAGGUCGCAAGAAGAGAGAGUUUGAUCAUCAUCAUCACCAGCGUCGCCGUGGUCGUAGCGGUUUUGGUGGUGGGAGUGGAAAAGCUGGCAGGACUACUCGGUCCUCGUCACUGCCUGUUGCUGCUGCCAGCUCUUAGGAGCAAUAUCAUGUGGCUUUAGUGUUGCAAUGUUUGUUGUAUUUGGGUUGAUGUCGUCAUACCAAGACAUUUUGCUCUUCAAAGAAGUGAUCUUUUUAUCUGAUGCAGUCAUUGCAACGACAGCAGCCAUGUAUACCCUCUUGAUUGUUCUUGUUGUGUUUAGUAUUCAAUAGAAAACUCGAAUCAUAUUGUUCCAGUG